AUGGACGAUGUAUUUUUACAAAGGCUUUAUUGCGCAUUUGGCGGUGAUGAACAACAAUCUAUUGAUUUCAGCAAAUUUGUAGAUGGAUUGAGUAUUUUCAUGAGAGGAACUCCAGAAGAAAAAUUAAGAUUAUCUUUUAAACUGUAUGAUGUGGAUAAAGAUGGUUUUAUAUCAAAAGAAGAAUUAGAGCAUGUUAUGCUACAAUUGGUAAAAAAAAAAAAUAAACAGAAUGAAAUAGAAGAAAUUCAGCGUGCAAUUGAUUGUAUGUUUGAAGAUUUUGAUGUCGACUGUGAUGGGAAAUUAUCGUUUGAAGAAUAUAAACUAUCAGCCAUGAAAGAACCAUUAAUUGCUGAUUUUGUUGAACGAUUUCUAGAUUUACAUAAUUUAUCAAAUAAUCCAAAGCCAUCAAGACCUACAUCAGUGCGUUCAAGACAAUCAUCUCGAUCCAUAAAUGCUACACAGCAACAAAAUAGACUUUCUUAUCGUUUAUCACAAGCAGAAUUGUUAGAUUACAGUCAUCAACAACAACAACAAAAAUUGAAUAGUCUAUCAUCAUCUGAUGGAAAUACUACUACUACAGCAGCUUCUAUUUAUUCCCCAUUAAUACCCUCUGGAUCAUUGUCACAUUCUAAUGGAGCAAAUACUACCACUUCUAAUAGCAGUAGUAGUAGUCCUUCAUUAAGCAAAAAACAUAAUUCACCAUACAGGUUAAGUCGUGGAACUAGUAUGACAAGUCUUGAUGCUGCCAUGACUUCUAUGUAA
Molecule: messenger RNA, 762 nt
Organism: Cokeromyces recurvatus
Lineage: Eukaryota; Fungi; Mucoromycota; Mucoromycetes; Mucorales; Mucoraceae
Exons: 5
Coding region: 1-762 (253 amino acids)
Biological process (GO): calcium-mediated signaling
Molecular function (GO): kinase binding; calcium ion binding
Source: RefSeq, a predicted model, not a curated record